Molecule: messenger RNA, 901 nt
Organism: Helianthus annuus (common sunflower)
Lineage: Eukaryota; Viridiplantae; Streptophyta; Magnoliopsida; Asterales; Asteraceae
Product: 14 kDa proline-rich protein DC2.15
Exons: 1
Coding region: 58-420 (120 amino acids)
Source: RefSeq, a predicted model, not a curated record
AAAACUACCAACCAUCACUUGAGCUAGUUUUGCCUUCACAUCCCUAAGCAAUUCAAAAUGGCUUCAAGGGCUUUGGCAACAACUGCUUUCCUACUCACCCUUAACCUUCUCUUCUUCACUCUCGUAACUUCAACUUCUUGCCCGCCACCACCAAGCACUCCUAAGCCAAAUAAACAUCACCACAAAGCAACUUGCCCUAAAGACACCCUCAAGUUAGGUGUGUGUGCUAAUGUUCUCAACGACUUGGUUCACUUAGUCGUUGGUACACCACCAAAGACUCCUUGUUGCAGCCUCCUCGGUGACCUCGUUGAUCUUGAGGCUGCAGUCUGCCUUUGCACCGCAAUCAAAGCAAAUGUAUUGGGUAUCAACCUCGACGUGCCAGUUUCGUUGAGCUUGUUGCUUAACUAUUGUGGAAAGUGAAACCAAGUUAAUCUCUUAACACCAUGAUUAGUUAGAUAGAUAGUUAGUUAAUUAGCGGUUACAAAGUAUAGGGACCGAAAUUGACAAGAUGGAACUUCAUAACCAUUUUCACUUAGCGAAGAGGUGUGUCUCCACAACACAUCCUUUCGGAUCGACGCAAGGCAAAAGAAGGAAGGGACACGACGGUUCGGUUGAAUGGCUGAGAAUCGACAUACCCUUUCAAGAUCAAUCUCAACCACACAAUCCAAGAGACAUACCCUUUCACGAAGAGUCACGUCUAUUCAUUCGUACCCGUAGAAAACUAUAAAUAGGGAUAGUUAGAUUCAAUUGUAUUCGUUCAUUACAUUCGAUUUGUAUACAUUACAUUCAUUCGAUUAUUAUAAAGUUGUUGUUAUUCAAGUUAUUCACGCUCGUUAGAGAUCAAGAUCCAAGUUCGGGCCAACAAAGUGGUAUCAGAGCAUCAGGCUCUAGGCGUGGGAAU